CAAUGCAGCCUUGAUCGUGCACACAGGGGGAUCUAGCUACUCGUACAGCGCGCGAUUGGCAUGGACAUGCUUACAAAAAUAAAACUUAACACCGAACAUGCCAUUUUGUUAUCAACUUUCAUAACCCGAAAUAUGUUUUGAAGCUGAUUGAAGUAUAUAUAUAUUUUUUACAUUUUGGAACCUCAUACCGGGUUUUGACAUUUGGAGGCCUUUCGCUCUUCGGCAGACCCACUCGGACCCAGAUAAUGGGCACAACCUGGGCAGGAGCGGCCGACCGAUGAUGACACUCUGCUGCACUGUGACCAGCCAUGCUCUCGUCCAAGGCGUUUCCCAGAAGGGGCUCCCCUCUCCGACACUGUGCUUACAUAGGUCAGGAAUACAACUACAUCAUACAAAAGGAAUGAUGGCAUGGACUUAUCUGAACUAUGGCACACCUGCAGGAUAAAGGUGAGGUCCCCCGACAUCUGAUACCAAAAGCAAAACCAAGAUCAAGUAGAUCUACAUUUUAUAAGGAAAAAAGUCGAUGAACAACUGAUGGUUUAGCAUCCACACUUUCACCAUGUUGACGAGGUUGCACCAUGGCUGCUGAUUCCUGUAGACUAGUAGACUCUCUGGUGCGGCACUGAGCCCAGUGACCCUAACCCAUGAUGCAGCGUAACGGUGGUGGGGUGGGGGCUGGUGGCCAGCCGUGGGUGCUGCGGCGCGUGCGCCUCACCUGGCUCAGCUUCAUGCUCUUCUUCAUCCUGGUCUUCUUCCCGCUCAUUGCCCAUUACUACCUCACCACCAUCGACGAGGCAGGCGGCCCCGACAAGCGCAUCUUCGGCCCUCGGCCCGGCGGUGAGCUGUGCGAAGCCAAGCACGUGCAGGACCUGUGCCGCAUCCGUGAGUCGGUCAGCGAGGAGCUGCUUCAGCUGGAGGCCAAGCGGCAGGAGCUGAACGGGGAGAUCGUCCGACUCAACCUACGUAUCGAAGCGUGCAAGCGUAGCAUCGACAGUGCCAAGCAGGACCUGCUGCAGUUGAAGAACGUCAUCAGCCAGACGGAGCACUCGUACAAGGAGCUGAUGGCCCAGAACCAGCCCAAGCUCUCGCUUCCCGUGAGGUUAUUACCUGACAAGGACGACCCAGGACUACCCCCGCCCAAGUCUGCCCGUGCCUGCCGCCUGCGCUCCUGCUUCGACUACGCCCGCUGCCCGAUGACCUCGGGCUUCCCUGUGUACGUCUACGACACGUCCUCCUACCCCUGGGGUGAGUCCCUGGACCCGCUGGUCAGGCAGGCCUUCGCCACCUCGGUGAAGAGCAGCAUCUACGUGACGGACAACCCCAGCAUCGCCUGUCUGUAUGUGGUGCUGGUGGGGGAGCUGCAGGAGUCUCCUUCCUCCCCCCUCCCGGCCCCCUCAGCGCUGGAGAAGCAGCUGAAGGCUUUGCCGUACUGGAGGUCUGACGGACACAACCAUCUCCUGGUCCACCUUUCCAGGAAGUCCAUGACACAGAACUUCCUGUACAAUGUGAGCACGGGCCGGGCGGCAGUGGCCCAGUCCACCUUUCUUGAGCAGCAGUACCGCGAGGGCUUUGACCUGGUGGUGUCCCCACUGGUCCACGCCCUCUCUGAGCCCAACUUCCUGGAGGUGCCGCCCCAGGUACCCGUCAAGAGGAAGUACCUGUUUACCUUCCAGGGCGAGAGGGUGGAGUCUCUGAGGAGCAGCCUGCAGGAGGGGCCGCCUCAAUCCUUUGAGGAGGAGAUGGAGGGAGACCCGCCAGCCGACUACGACGAUCGCAUCAUCGGAACGCUUAAGGCAGUGCAGGACAGCCGCCUGGAUCGGGUGCUGGUGGAGUUCACCUGUAAGAGCCCGCAGCCCAGCCUCCCCACAGAGUGGGCCCUGUGUGGGGAGAGGGAGGAGCGGCUAGAGAUCCUUAAGGCCUCCACCUUUGCCUUGGUCAUCUCCCCCGGGGACAGUCAACUGAUGGCCUCAGCGGGAAACAGCAUGAGGCUGUUUGAGGCCCUGGAGGUGGGGGCCAUCCCUGUGGUACUGGGGGACCAUGCCAGGCUGCCCUACCAUCAGCUGGUCCACUGGAGCGAGGCGGCCAUUAUGGUGCCCAAGCCCCGCAUCACCGAGCUGCACUUCCUGCUACGCAGCCUAUCAGACAAUGACCUGCUGGCCAUGCGGCGGCAGGGCCGCUUCCUGUGGGAAACCUACUUCUCUACCUCAGAGAACGUCCUGGGCACAAUUCUGGCUAGCGUCCGGACCCGCAUCCAGGUGCCCCCCGCGCCCAUCCACGAGGAACCAGCCCAGGAGAUCCCCCACAAGGCGGGCAAGAUGGCGGGCACGGACGCUAACAUGGGUGACAAUGGCGACCUGGACCUGGGUCCCGUGGAGACGGAGCCACCCUACGCCUCACCACGCUUCCUUCGAAACUUCACCUACACAGCAUCCGACACCUACCAGACCUGGAACCGUGCCCCGGGGCCAUUCCACCUCUUCCCUCACACGCCACUGGACCCGGUGCUGCCCUCGGAGGCCAAGUUCCUGGGUUCGGGCACGGGCUUCCGCCCCAUUGGCAGUGGCACAGGUGGCUCGGGGAAGGAGUUUCAGGCAGCGCUGGGUGGGAACGUGCCCCGGGAGCAGUUCACCGUGGUCAUGCUGACCUAUGAGAGGGAGGAGGUUCUGAUGAACUCCCUGGAGAGGCUCAACGGGCUGCCUUACCUCAACAAGGUGGUGGUGGUGUGGAACUCCCCCAAGCCUCCUUCAGACGACCUGCUGUGGCCAGACAUCGGCCUGCCCAUCGUGGUGGUGCGCACGGAGAAGAACAGCCUCAACAACCGGUUCCUGCCCUGGGACGUCGUGGAGACGGAAGCCAUCUUGUCCAUCGACGACGACGCCCACCUCCGCCACGACGAGAUCAUGUUUGGGUUCAGAGUGUGGAGGGAGGCCAGGGACCGCAUCGUGGGCUUCCCUGGGAGGUUCCAUGCCUGGGACGUCAACCACCAGUCAUGGCUCUAUAACUCUAACUACUCCUGUGAACUGUCCAUGGUACUGACGGGCGCCGCCUUCUUUCACAAGUACUAUGCGUACCUGUACUCGUACGUUAUGCCCCAGGCCAUCCGCGACAUGGUGGAUGAGUACAUCAACUGUGAGGACAUCGCCAUGAACUUCCUGGUGUCGCAUAUCACCCGCAAGCCCCCUAUCAAGGUGACAUCUCGUUGGACCUUCCGCUGCCCCGGCUGCCCGCAGGCCCUGUCGCAUGACGACUCUCACUUCCACGAGCGCCACAAGUGCAUCAACUUCUUUGUCAAGGUGUAUGGCUACAUGCCCUUACUCUACACGCAGUUCCGCGUGGACUCUGUGCUCUUCAAGACACGCCUGCCCCACGACAAGACUAAGUGCUUCAAGUUCAUCUAGCCCAGGGCUAGGCCCAGCUAAGAACGUUGGGCAGAACGGAGCUAGAGACUGAGGAACUCAGGCAGGACGGAAGAGAGAGCAGACAGGACUGGUUCUGAGAAAGAGGGAGGUUUUGGGAUGAGGGCUUAAACCCAGGAAUGGAUCUAGGAUGAAUGAGACAGACCACACCUUCACUGGAAGCUGAGAAGAACCUCUGCCAAUCAAGAAGCCUUUUCAUUUUUUUUUACGUAAUUGUAUUCUUCAUCAUGUCGUUCAUGUGUGUUACAUCAUCAACUACUACAGAUUUAAUUUAGCUUGUUAUGGGCCUGCAGAGAGAAAGAGGAGAGGACGCUGGCCACACUGCCUAUCCAAGGACAGUGACUUAACUUGACUCUGCAAGACAAACUCAAACUGGUAUUGUAAACAGACUGGUUUUAAACUGACACAGGGAGAGAAUGAGACAGUGGACUGCCACGUGGGCCAGCCCUGAGCUCCUGAAUUGCUAGCUAGACAUUUCACCCUUUGAGAGAGAAACAGAGGCAUACCAUUUGUCAUUGCACACAUAUUUUUUUUUUUUUGUCGUUUAUUUUAUAUUUGUAAACUAAUUUGACAUGUAUUUACUCUACUCUUGUAUAUGAAACCGUGAGAGAAGCACUGAAGGUCGCAGAAGUAUUCUAUUCAAUGAUCUUACUUUUUUUACAUAGUGUUUAGUAGUGUAAAUCUCCAUGUGGGAUGGUCAGUCGUCACCAGAACCUCUUGUUAUUAGCUGACCCAUAGAAUCACUAGAACGGGUAAAGGCCCUCAGACCAUGUCAAUUUCACAGUAGAUUAUAUUUCUAUGGGCAGACCUAAACUAAGCUAGAAAGUGGUCUUUGUCAUUCUGUCUUUAAAUGACCUCAGAUGGAGACUACAGGACCAUUAUACCACAAGUUCUACAAGUUUACCAGAAAAAUCUGUAAAAUAUUCAUAGGAAACUGUAUUAAUUGGAAUCCCAUUACCUAACACAUUCAUUAAGCCUACAGCAGACUACAUUGGUGUAAAGUCAGACCUUGGCUUUUUUUCUGACUUUUUGGAUGUUAGUGAUAUUGGUCUACCAAUGGUAAGUAAUGGAGUGUUCAGUAAUGGAGUAGGGUGACGUUGCCCCUAGAUGCAGAUCUUGGGUCAGUUUCUAACUUCUCCCACUAAUGGUUAAUGUUAGGAUUGGGGAGGGGAACCUGAUUCCAGAUCUGGACCUAGGGGAAACUUCCCGCAGGAGCAUCAAUUGUACAAGGAAUUGGAAAAAUAAGCUUAUUUCGACUCUGAAGAUGUUUUGGUGUUUCUGUCUCUCAUCAUGAUGGUCCAAUCAUGUCAAAGGUUACAGUUUCAUUCAGUUUGAACCUUCAAAAGGAGCUUCUUCUCUGUACAGCGUCUCCAUGUCGGUCCCUCAAGUUUAAUUUCAUAACGAUUUCAUGCUCAAUUAAUGUUUUUUUUUGCCAAAUAGGUACGAUGUUAUAUGCUGAAAAACAGCACAAUGUUUUGUAAAGUGCACAAUGCAGUCUGGUACCCCCCCCCCCCGUUAGACGGUACUCUUCCACCUUGGCCCCCCCCCCAAAAAAAUAGGUCCCCCGGCUAUGAAAAUGGCAGCGCCCGCCCUUGUACUAUGCAGCCCUUAUUACUUCAUGUACCUUGACCAUUUCUGGCUUCAUUCCAUUCAUUUGACUGGAUGAUAUAAACUAACAAUGCAUCCUUUAUUUGAGAUGAUUCAGGAGAGAUGACAACACUGUUGAUCAGAAAAUAGGAUCGGUCUUACUCUGGGAGGCUACUUUUAUAGAACUCAACAUUAUCGCCCCACAUAUACUUUCUGUGUAUUUAUUUAAUUGAAUAUAUUAAAUGGAUCUUCUAAGGCUUGCUUCUAAAGGGGUUUGUGAAUAGAAAUGACUGCAAUAAAAUGGAAUGUGAUCUUGGUCAUUAGCUCUCAGACAACGGAACCUGCUCCCUCGACUGACCCGGCAUCAGUGGGCCCCAUUACAACACUAACGAAAACCAAAUCAAGUGUUAUUUGUGACAUGCUUUGUAAAGAACUGGUGUAGUCUGACUGUGAAAUGCUUACUUACCCUUCCCAACAAUGUAGAGAGAACGAUAAUAACACAAGGAAUAAAUCCACAAUGAGUAAAGAUAACUUUGCUUUAUACACGGGGCACCAGUACGGAGUUGAUGUGCAGGGGAAUGAGAUAGAUAUGUACAUAUAGGUAGGGGUUAAGUGACUUGGCAAUAGGAUAGAUAAUAAGCACUAGCAGCAGCGUAUGUGAUGAGUCAAGAGUUGAUGAAAAAGGGGGUCAGUGCAGAUAGUUUGGGUAGCUAUUUGGUUCACUAUUUAGCAAUCUUAAGGUUUGGGGGUAGAAGCUGUUCAGGGUUCUAUUGGUUUCAGACUUGGUGCAUAGGUACAGUGAUGUACUGGGCCUCAUGCACUGUAGCGCCUUGCGGUUGGAUGCUAAGCAGUUGCCAUAUCAAGCGAUGAUGCAGCCAGUCAAGAUGGUGCAGUUGUAGAACUUUAUGAGGAUCUGAGGGCCCAGGCCAAAUAUUUUCAUCCUCCUGAGGGGGAAGAGGUGUUGUCGUGCCUUCUUCACGACUGUGUUGGUUUGUUUGGACCAUGUUAAUUCCUUAGUGAUGUGGAUGCCGAGGAACGAGACGCUCUCAACCCGCUCCACUACAGCCGAGUGCUACGGGGCGAUAGUGAUUUAGACCGGUUACCUUGGCAUUCUUGGACACAGGGUCUAUGGUGGUCUGCUUGAAACAUGUAGGUAUUACAGACUGGGUCCUGGAGAGGUUGAAAAUGUCUGAAGACACUUGCCAGCUGAUCAGAGCAUGCUCUUUGUACCCGUCCUGUGAACCCAUCUGACCCCGCGGUGAAUGUUAAUCUGUUUUAAAGGUCUUACUCACAUCGGCUAUGGCGAGCGAAAUCAAACAGUCGUCCGGAAUAGCUAGUGCUCUCGUGCAUUCCUCUAGGCGAGCAUUUCGCUCGUCUGGUAGACUUCCGUCACUAGGCAGCUCAUGACUGGGUUUCCCUUUCUAAUCCUUGAUCGUUUGCAAGCUCUGCCACAUCCGAGUGUCAGAACCGGUGUAGUAGGAUUCGAUUUUAGUCCUGUAUCGAGGCUUUGCCUGGUUGACGGCUCGUCAGAGGUCGUAGUGGGAUUUAGUGUCCCUGCUCCUUGAAAGCGGUAGCUCGAUGUGGCAUUGACUGCACGUCGUAAAACUUGCCCUAAAAUGCAGACCUGGGAUCAACUCUAGCCUGCACCAAUCUUAACCGGAUCCUUUCAGGUGAAAAGCAAAAGUGAUCUGAGAUCAGGACUUUGAGACAACAACAGUCUGAGUAUGUGCUCAGUUAAACCGGUUUUAUUACUCUGGGUCAAUCCAUUUGCAAUAAGGUGCAGUAGCUUCAGUUUGAGCUCCAGAUUUAGGCUGCAUAAUUACCUGGCUGACAGACUUCUGACAUUUCCUGAGGCAGGGAGGGUUCUGGUCGGGUGACGUCUCACACAGUGCUUUGAAAGUCCCACCUCCAUCCUUCCCCUUUCAGUUUCCUUCGGGGCCAGUGGCACAGGAGGUUUUGCCGUGGCAACAAGCAAGGAAAGAGGGCCAGGAAAAAGCCGACACUCGUUCCUUUAGCCAGGUGUUUAAGUGUUCUGAAACUGUGCUCCUGUGACUGUCCCUCACCCAACCCUGGGUCUUGUUCAUUAUACACCAAACAGACUGAAGCAGAGGGAAUAUAUGGAUUUAGUCCAAUAAGAAAGGCUUGUUUUGAUUUAGUUUUAAUUUACAACACUAAAGCUUUUUGCUUUUGUUCGCUAAUGAAUAUGGCCUAAGACUAGCACCUGCAACUACUACUGCCAGCCCUGUUCUGUACCAGACUGACCAAUGAUGACAGGGUAAAACAAACCAUUGAAGGCCAAACAUGGAAUUAAAGUUGGUUAAAAACAUG
This is a messenger RNA of Oncorhynchus kisutch (coho salmon), 7331 nucleotides long. Its product is annotated as exostosin-like 3. Lineage: Eukaryota; Metazoa; Chordata; Actinopteri; Salmoniformes; Salmonidae. Bases 645 to 3398 code for a protein of 917 amino acids. The transcript is spliced from 6 exons. The record is from RefSeq and is a predicted model, not a curated record. Gene Ontology annotation, molecular function: glycosyltransferase activity. Gene Ontology annotation, cellular component: membrane.